Staurois parvus is the source of this 567-nucleotide messenger RNA. The record is from the annotation of a GenBank genome assembly. Lineage: Eukaryota; Metazoa; Chordata; Amphibia; Anura; Ranidae.
AUGUCAUUCAUUUUUUUUCAAUAUGCUUUCAGAUUUGAUGAAAAAGAAAAUGUAUCCAACUGCAUUCAGUUAAAAACCUCAGUAAUAAAAGGCAUUAAAAACCAGCUGAAUGAACAGUUCCCUGGGAUAGACCAAUGGCUCAACCAGAUUAUGCCAAAAAAGGACCCUGUGAAAAUAGUGCGAUGCCAUGAACAUAUUGAAAUUUUAACUGUAAAUGGAGAGUUAUUGUUCUUUAGACAGCGAGAGGGUCCUUUCUAUCCAACACUGAGGCUGCUUCACAAAUAUCCUUUUAUUCUUCCACAUCAACAAGUUGAUAAAGGAGCUAUAAAGUUUGUUCUAAGUGGUGCAAAUAUCAUGUGCCCGGGUUUAACAUCCCCUGGAGCGAAGCUUUACCCAGCAGCAUCUGACACAGUGGUUGCAAUAAUGGCAGAGGGAAAGCAACAUGCUCUUUGUGUUGGCGUCAUGAAGAUGUCUGCAGAUGAUAUUGAAAAGGUCAAUAAAGGCAUUGGCAUUGAAAAUAUUCACUAUUUAAAUGAUGGAUUGUGGCACAUGAAGACCUACAAAUGA